UGCAGUGGUGCAUUCUGCUGUACAUUUGUUUGUUGAAAUCGCCGGAUUGUAAAGUUAAUUGUUUGAAUAUAAAAAUAAAGUAAACACUAAGUAGGUGUAAGGCUACAUUCGUCUAGUUCUUAAUAUUUUGCAAUACCUAACAUUUCGUCAUGAGGCGAAGUCUGCCGAAUCUGCUUAAUUCGUACCUAAAAGUUGGGCCAAAAUCUAAUUUGAUCAGAACGGAGCACAGUGAUAAUUACCGCUCUUCGCAAAUCAAAAAUCAGCUUACUAAAGUUAAAACCAGGCACCCUGCCUCCAUUUUCCAGCUGCCGAUCCUUGACUCUGUUGUUCCAUCACCAACAGUUCCUUUAUCUCCCCCGGAUACAUUACUAGAAGCUGUAAAGUCUGCAUAUUCCAUAAAAGAAAUUUUUGAACUUGUAUUGAAAGAGGAAAAAAAUCUUGAAGAGAACCAUUUAACGAAAAUUUUUCGGUUGAUACUUCAAUAUCAGAAUGACAACAGGACUUGCUACAGUUCUGAUGCUCUUCAAAACCAUAUAGGCUUCAUUAAAUUGUGCCAGCGGUUACUGAGAGUGGCUCCUAAUAUGACAGAUCCAGCAGAUUUAGUAGCUUGCCUGAAGACUCUGGUUUUUUGCCGGGUAGCUGGCGAAAGUCGAAUCAUGCAAACGCUUCUUCAUUUACUCAAAUCUAGAGUGAACGAUCUGGAACUCCAGCAAGUCAUUUUCUUGGAUUUUUUGCUACGAAAGAUCAAAUCCCCUCUCGCAGAUGCACUUGUUAUAGCAUUACCGGUAGUUUUUCAAACUCAGUUGGAAGCACAGCUUAAUGCGGAUAACAUCAAAACCAUGUGCGAUAGUCUACGUUACGCGAUAGACCGGCGAGCCCCGGCUCCUAAAAUCAAAUUUAUUGCCGACAGUUUACUGUCUAGCUCCAACAAAUGGGAGAACAGGGAAAUCUGCAGUGUGAUUUGGUCUAUAAGCAAAAUUCGAUAUUUACCUGAUCAUGGCAUUUUGCCUUUACUGGAAAAUGCACUUGAUCAAUUAGCAAAAAGAGUGAAUCGUGUAGAACGAAAGGACUUGGAGAGAACUUUAGUCGCAGUAGGUGAAAACUACACUGGUAAAAGUCAAUACUGGUAUCACGAAGAGCUGUGCAACGCCAUUGCCAAACGCAUAGUACAGGAACAGUGGCCAUUGUCUUCGACAAGCCCGAUUGGCCGAACAUUUGCUAAACUAUCCUACGUCAAUUUUGAGUUCCUGGACUAUUAUUCUAGUUUGAUCGCUACCACUGACGAAAAGUUAACGAUGCAUCCACAUUACUUGCUGGUACCCUUCGCAGUGGCAAAUUACAGAACACCAACUUUUGAAAAAAUGGUGGAACGGCUGCUAAAAUAUUCAGACGAUAACAUGGCAGUUAAUAGAUAUCAACAAUGGUUUCGAUUUGCCAUUGAUUGCGCAACCCUUGGUUUCUAUCCGCGACCGUUAAUCAGCCAAAUUUUCGAAGAAUCUUUCGUCAAAUCGCAUUUUGGAAAGCAAGCUAGCCAUCUCGACUGGUUACAGCUUGAUGUUCUCAACCGUAGUGUCCGCUUAGAAUGCCCAGAGUACGAUGGACCAUACCCUACCCCUGCGAUAACGGAACAAUGUCACAGAAAGAUAUACGAGGCAAAUAUGCACAAGGAGCAAUUCGUUUCAGUCGAAAAAGCAUUGCAAAGCGGUGUUGGAGGCUUGCCUUAUGUAACGACUAGGUUAUUAACCAAACAUGGUCAUUUUAUUGAUCACGUUAUCGCCAUGAGACCUGGUGGGUAUCCUGUAGCCAUCAACACAACGUCCCAUGAUCCUGAUACAGUUCGCUACGUAGAAGACCUACACGGCACAACUGGAUGUCAACUUGUUCUGGUAAAAGUAUUCCGGGCGAAUGCCUAUGUAGUCAAUGGGGAUCGUUUACGUGGUAUUUAUGAUCUCGAGCUUCGGACCCUUGAACGCGCAGGAUAUGACAUUGUUCCUGUGAACCUAGGAAAAUGGGAAGCCUUGCAAGAUUACGAAAAGAUCCCUUUUCUAAUGCAGCAAGUUCGGUUAAAAGAAAAGGCAUUGACCGUAUGAAACAAUCUGUGUGAAUGUAGUGUUACCGAUUAAUAUAAAUUUGGAACGUCUAAAAA
Messenger RNA from Daphnia carinata, 2146 nucleotides. RefSeq lists its product as uncharacterized. The record is from RefSeq and is a predicted model, not a curated record. Bases 150 to 2090 code for a protein of 646 amino acids. Gene Ontology annotation, cellular component: mitochondrial matrix; ribonucleoprotein granule. Lineage: Eukaryota; Metazoa; Arthropoda; Branchiopoda; Diplostraca; Daphniidae. Gene Ontology annotation, molecular function: RNA binding. The transcript has 6 exons. Gene Ontology annotation, biological process: regulation of mitochondrial mRNA stability; mitochondrial RNA processing.